UCGUAAACCAUGAUCAUAUUAACAUCUAUAUUCAUAAGUUUCCUGAGCCUCUCGAGUUCGGACUGCAUCCUGGAUUCCUCAACAGCCUACAUCUCCAAGGAAAUCAGUCUGAACGAUGAUCUCAUGAAGAAAUAUGGCGACUGCCAUCAAGUUAUGGAGAACACCACAGUCACCGUCAGCCUGAGAUUUGCCGUGAAAACAUUUAAAUUUCUCCACGACAACUUUAUCCUACACAGCUGGGCUUUUCUGUCCUGGCACGACGACCACCUGACAUGGAACCCUGAGGAUUACGACGGCAUCCACAGCGUCUCGGUUAGCAUCAUGACUAUCUGGACCCCGCAGAUCCAUUUGGAUAACGAAUUGGAAUUCGAAACUGAAAUAUUGGACCCACCUAUUUUAAACUGCAAGGUCUCCUACAUGGGUAUCGUAUCCUGCAUUCCCAAGGUCACGCAUAUCAUCCAAUGCAUCUCAGUUCUGAACAACUGGCCCUACGACACUCAAACCUGCACCUUCAAUUACACCGUAAAAAAUAACGUGAAAUUAUCCUACCCUCCCUCAAAAGCAGUGUCAACUGUUGGAGCGGAAUAUGCUACUGGAUGGAUCAUAGUGGCAUAUGAGUAUACGCAUCCCGAUGAAUUGAUAGACACGAUGAGUGUAGUCCUGACAAUCGAGAGAGUAGCAGCUCUUUUGGCUGCGAUAAAUGUUAUUCCUCUCGUAACUGUAGCAGUGUUAUGUGUUACGGCUAUAUUUAUUGAUGUCAAUAAGACUCUCCGUGUGUUCAUGUUGUGUUUCUCGUUGGCUUGUGACUUUGUGUUCGUGCAAACAAUUAAUGAGAAUAUUCCACGAGGAGGCAUUGGAGCCCCUAAAGUUUUGAACUUCUUAAAAGCGUCAAUAUUCAUGACGGCCAUUACCAUAGUUGCAACAUUUGCUUUGAGGAAUUUAAGAAAGAAAACAAAACCUACCCCAACAUGGGUUAAUAUAGUCAAUGAUUUCCUGCUCAAGAAUUCUAUAAAAACAUUUAUAGGUCCCAUAUGGGAUCCUGAAUUACAUGAGGAUGACACAAUCAAGAAGUCAUUACAAGAUUGGAACACUUUUACAUAUAUUUUGAAUUCUGUUAAUAUUGUAACCUACAUAAUAAUUUAUUUUGUAUUGUAUCUUAUAUACAUACCAAGACCAAUACCAGUUAUUGUUUGACUAGCUUGGAAAGUCAUACUUUUCUAUACGCAUUCGGGAAUAUAGUAAUCCAGUAGGCAGAAAAAUUAUAUGAAACUUUAAUUACAAAGAUAUUAUGUUACAGACUUGUUAUGAAACAGA
Aricia agestis (brown argus) is the source of this 1314-nucleotide messenger RNA. RefSeq names its product acetylcholine receptor subunit beta-type unc-29-like. Gene Ontology annotation, biological process: monoatomic ion transmembrane transport; nervous system process; signal transduction. Gene Ontology annotation, cellular component: membrane; synapse; neuron projection. The coding region runs from base 10 to 1194 and encodes 394 amino acids. The transcript has a single exon. NCBI's taxonomy places the organism in Eukaryota, Metazoa, Arthropoda, Insecta, Lepidoptera, Lycaenidae. The record is from RefSeq and is a predicted model, not a curated record. Gene Ontology annotation, molecular function: extracellular ligand-gated monoatomic ion channel activity; neurotransmitter receptor activity; transmembrane signaling receptor activity.